AUGGCACAUGCAUUUGACAACCGAAACUUUAUUCCUGGAAAACAACAAACGUUCUAUUCACUCGUGUCACCAUCGUCACGUCCAGAUGUAACCAAUGUUCUCUGGGAAGCUUCAUCUUCACCAUCGCCGAGAAUCUCGUCAGCAUCACCGCAAGCUUCACCGAAACCAAAUCAUCCUCCACCAUCUUACGAAGAAAGUAUUUUCACUAAAGCCUUAGCUAAUCGUCAUAAUUCACGAUCUUCACUCAACUCACCAUCAAUUCGGUACUGUCCAAAUCAACAACAAAAUAGUCCAAUACCAGCAUCAUAUGUAUCGUAUUCUUUACCGGCAACACCAAAUGAGACAACACAUUCGCAACGACAUCACCAUCAACAAUCUACCGCAGACGGAUAUCAUCCACUUCCCUCACCUCAUCGAAGUUCCGACACAAAACCUCCACCACCCAUGCGCAUGCCUAAAGCUCCAUCAACAACCAAUACGUCUGUUCAGCAUGCAAACGUCCCUCCUCCUCAAUACUCCCCAAGUGGAAUGAAAACAAGUACAACAUAUCUGAAUACAACUCAAUUAUAUAUCAAUCAAACUUCACCGCCACCUCCACCACCUCGCUAUCCACUUCAGCCACCAGCGAUUCCUCCACGAGGUUCACCUCUAUGUUCUCAGACAAAUUCCAAGACUACCCCAGAUUUUCGUUCUCUUGCUUCGCCUAAGCCAGCUAGUCAAACAAUUUAUCAUUCGCCAGUUAUUUCGUCGAUCUCCAAACGAAAUGAUCUUCCACUCGAACGACAAUUCAAUUCUCUCUCCAUCAAUAAUACUCAUCUCCAUGAGACAAACAAUGGUUCCAAUCGGCGAGAAUACUCCAUUGGUCAUUGUCAAAAGUGUCACGGAACAAUUCUGAACACAGAUGACUUUUGUGAUAUGCGUAAUCAAAUGUAUCAUAGUUCAUGUGCUGCUUGUGUCGUUUGCGGACGGUCCGUGAAAGACAAACACUAUUUCGUUAAGGAUCAAUUGUACUGUGAAGAAGAUUUCUUGUAUACAGGUUUUCAUCAAACACUUGAACAUUGCAUAGCUUGCGGUCAUCUAAUAACCGAUACAGUUUUACAAGCACUUGGUCAAUCUUAUCAUCUGUCCUGCUUUAAAUGUUCGAAAUGCGCAAUAUGCUUAGACGGUGUGCCAUUCAUAACGGAUAAAAAUAAAAAUCUGUUCUGUCUACAUGAUUAUCAUUUAACUUAUGGACCACGAUGUGAUAAAUGUUCCAAUCCAAUCUGUCCUGAAGAUGGCUCCAAUGAAACCGUGCGAAUUAUCUCCAUGGGUAAGACAUUUCACGUUCAAUGUUAUCAAUGUGAAGAUUGCUCGUUACAAUUGAAUGACGAACCAGAUCGUCGUUGUUACCCAUUGGGUGAUGUUUUACUCUGUCAAGCAUGUUGCCGUCGACGUCUUGCAUCUGCUAACCGCAACUGA
Adineta ricciae is the source of this 1458-nucleotide messenger RNA. NCBI's taxonomy places the organism in Eukaryota, Metazoa, Rotifera, Eurotatoria, Adinetida, Adinetidae. The record is from the annotation of a GenBank genome assembly.